Messenger RNA from Phytophthora sojae, 3204 nucleotides. RefSeq lists its product as hypothetical. Gene Ontology annotation, molecular function: inositol phosphate phosphatase activity; acid phosphatase activity. Bases 1 to 3204 code for a protein of 1067 amino acids. The record is from RefSeq and is a predicted model, not a curated record. Lineage: Eukaryota; Oomycota; Peronosporomycetes; Peronosporales; Peronosporaceae. The transcript has 10 exons.
AUGGGCGAGAUCUCCGAUCUGCUGGACAAGCUCCAAACAAACUAUUCGGACGUCACCCCGCACUGGCUCAAGAUCUACUCGCUGCCGUACAACUCGACGGACGCAGGUGAGCUGGCACCCGCGGGCUUUCAAGAGCUCAAGGGCUACGGGACGCGCGCUCGCGCCUCGGUGGGCUCGGCCAUCCCAACAGCCUACAACGCCAGCCUCAAAUUCUUCAGCAACCCGGAAGACGUGGAAUUCAUUGAAUACGCCGAUGGCAGCAUGAACGAGAGCAUUCAGUUCCUGAAAUCCCAGCUGAACUUGCCUAGUGACGCUGACUUGAGUGCCACCGACGCAGGGUCCGCUUUCUCAGCUUGCGCGUUCGACAUCAUGCUCUACAAUGUCACCGACGAGUGGUGCUCCCUCGUCGACCAAGCAUUCUUGAACCGCUUGGAGUACUCCGACGAGUUGGAAUCGUUUUACGAACAAGGACCGGGAUACAAGAUCAACUACGAAAUGGCAGCCGUCCUGCUCCAGGACAUCUACGCCUACAUGAAGAAUUUCACCACUGGAGACACAACCAUUGUGGGUAACCUGCGCUUCGCUCACGCAGAGACGACCUUGCCACUCAUGACGCUUCUCGGCUAUGGCGAUCGCACCAAGCUUCUGGCGUCGUGGACGGAUGAACAAAUCGACACGCGUGGCUUUCGCUCUUCGCACUUGGCCCCGACCGCCUCGAACAUCGACUUUCGUCUGUACCGCAGCAAGACCGACCAACAGUACUACGUGUCGGUGUGGAUCCAAGAGGUUGAGGCUCCGUUACCCGGAUGCGACGAUGCACUGUAUUGCGAGCUGUCCAAGCCUCCCGGCUUGCCUGUCAAGAACAUCGGCCGGUUCUUGGUUGCCACGUCUGUUCUCUCGAUAAUCUUGUUGCUGGCGACGAGCGGCAUCAAAGACGAGCGUGGGGUCGCAGUUAACUCUGAUCUCCUGAAUGCUGCCGACGUCGCUAUGUUGAACCCACUUUCGUUUGGGACAAUGACAACAUACUGGGACCAGCGUGGCACAACAGAUUCCGAGCUUCUGCUGUCAAACGCGCGAGUGAUGGAGGUUCAGGCUUCGGAUUUGGAGCUGCUGCAGAUUCAGCAAGUGAGCCGUCACGGAAGGAGAUUCCCCACCGACAACACGAUGCGUGAGAUUGCGGAUCUGCUUUAUAGGCUGCAAGCAAACUACUCCGCUGUUCUCCCGCAGUGGCUCCAGGAGUACUCGCUUCCGUAUAACCUGACAGUCGCAGGGGUCUUGUCAUCGACUGGGUUUGAUGAACUUGCCGCGUACGGAAAACGUACGCGACGUUCAGUGGGUUCCGCCAUUCCUACGACAUUCAACGAGAAGCAGUUUAUUCUCGCGCACACGUUCAAAGCGCGCACGGGUGACAGUGCAAGAGCGUUUGCCAGCACAUUUUUCGACAAUCCCAACGAUGUUCAAUACGUCGAAUACCCCAAGGGCAAGGAUCCGUUCAUUCGCUUCUAUGAUAUUUGCGACCGCUACUUGGUUGAAGUCAAGCACAAUCCAAACGCUUCUGAGGAACUCAAAGCCUACGGAAGCUCAAGCCAAAUGAACGCCAGUAUCGCGCAGCUCAAGGCGCAACUCAACCUCCCUGAUAGCGUCGAUCUCAGCGUCGUCGAUGUCCGAGCGGCCUUCGCAGCUUGCGCCUUUGGCAUUAUGGUGUACGGGAUCACGAACCAGUGGUGCUCUCUAAUGGAUCAGACCUUCUUGAAUCACCUCGACUAUGCGGAGGACCUCGAGGCAUUUUACGAGCAAGGCGCCGGGUACAAGAUCAACUACGAAAUGGCCGCCGUUCUACUGCAGGACAUAUACUCCUUCAUGAAGAAAUUCACAACGGGUGAGACCAGCGUCGUGGCUAAUCUACGCUUCGGCCAUGCCGAGACGACUCUACCUCUUAUGACACUGCUGGGCUAUGGUGAUCGCACCAAGCUCUUGGCGUCGUGGAAUGACGACCAAAUCAACUCGCGGGGGUUCCGCACUUCGAUUCUCUCCCCCACCGCUUCAAACAUCGACUUCCGACUGUACCGGGGCAAAACGGACCAAAAGUUCUACGUGUCGGUGUGGAUCCAAGAAGUCGAGGCUCCACUACCUGGCUGCGACGACGAAGUUUACUGCGAGCUGUCCAAAGUGGAGAAACUCUGGAGCUACUACCUCAACAACUACAGCUUCAAAGCCGAGUGCGCGCUCCCAAAGCCCCCGUACAAGCACGUAUCGACCCAUGCGUCGUUGGAGGAAGUGCAGCUCGCUGUGCAUUCCUAUGACGCGUUUCAGUACGUGGUCGCCUAUAAUUACGGCAACCACGGUCACGGGAAGGUCUACCGGUGUUCUGCGCACCAACACUGCCCCAAGCGCCUGCGCGUGCUCGAAGUUCGCGACGAGGAGGAGGAAAUCCCAGUCACGUACCGCCUCGCAGCCUCCGGUACUCAUGGAACUGUAGCCACCAACAGCAAUCGACGGGUGGGCAUUGACUUGUCGCUGAGGGCGGAGGUCGACGCCUUGCUCAAGGCUGGAAACCACGCCACCCAGUGCCAGGAGAUUCUCAGGAAGAAGUACCGGAACGAACCGGAGAUCCUGGCGAAGAUCCCCCAGGAGAAGCAGCUCCAUAACCGACGCCUGGUUCUGGUGAAGAAGGGGGAGAUAGCCAAGUCGACGAACCGUGCCGGGAACCGAGGGAAGCGAGCGCGGACUCGGAGUGAAGAGUCCGAGACGGAAGAAGAAGGGGACGAAGACAUGGCUCGAGAAGACAACCCGCAGUCGUUUGCGACGAUGCUUGUCGAUGAUGACAAUGAACACGAGGUAGAGGAGGAGGAGCAGCAGCAGCAGCACGACGAAGUUGAAGGUGACGCGGAGAGUGAGGACGAUUUUGACAAGGUCAAAUUGAUGCAGGAGUUUGCGGCAUUUCCAGCGCGCCCGGUGUUCUGGAGCGUGCUCAAGAAAUUCCGGUACGUCGACGACAAGAGCGGAUCGAUGGUGACGCAGUGGCUGACUGGCCAGGUGAUCGGCUGGGAAACGAGCGAGCACAAGCCUGUCAAGUGGGUGGUGCGCUUCACCGACGGCGAGAAGCGCCGACUGGGGCUGGAAGAGCUCGUGGAUAUGAUCCGAGCGUCGGUGGAGCUGGGACUCAACGUCACAAGCCGCCCUCUCGAGAUUCAGAUGACCUAG